Molecule: messenger RNA, 1878 nt
Organism: Trypanosoma theileri
Lineage: Eukaryota; Euglenozoa; Kinetoplastea; Trypanosomatida; Trypanosomatidae
Exons: 1
Coding region: 1-1878 (625 amino acids)
Source: RefSeq, a predicted model, not a curated record
AUGAACUGUUCUCAUACUGCUGAGGCAAUUUUUGAGGUGCCUACUUUAAGCGAUGGUCGAGCAACAUUUGAACUCGCACCAGUAUCGUCGGCAUCCCUUGAUCACGUUCCCCGUCAAGCGUUAAAGAACUAUGCCUAUAUAUUAAAUGAAGAUGGACGUCCUUUUGCAAUGGAUCAUGCGGGUCGUAUUGUUUUUGAAGUAGGCUUACUAAACUUUGCUAAUUAUGAUUAUAAUAAUUACAUUGAUACCACUUUGUAUCCUGCAUUACUGAAAGAGAACAGCCAACGUAAACUUUUUUUCAUGUUGACACAACCACGAUUGUAUUGCCUUUGUUUAGAGGUAAUGUCUGAAUCUUGUGAUCCUUCACGACUGCCAAUAGUUGUGGAUUCAUUUUUUAUGGCCAUGGAGACAAGACUUAUGGUAAAGAUUUUUGAACUUUCUCAAUGGCAAGCCAUUUUAAAACGCUUACAGGAUGCUCAAAUUGUACUAGAUACUAAUGGAGAUAUUUCUAUUGAUAAUAUAUCAGAAAUACAAACUUCUUAUAGUGGAUUAGCAUCUAUAUUAUGUAGUGCUCCCGCAGCUUAUACAAUUUUUUUAGAAGAUAUUGCUUCUAGCGGUGCUCCAGGUAUUGUUUGGGAUAUAGAACACCGAAGACGUGUUAUUGCGGUUCUUGUACAAUGUAGUAAUAUUCCUUUAACUGUUGGAAUUUCAGUUAAAAUAUUUAACGGUGAUGGAAAAGGUAGUCUUGAGUAUUUUUCUAUGGAGAUGGUAUAUUUAACAUUUUUUAUAGCAUAUUCAUUACUCCUGGUUACUCUACUUAUUUUACUUUUACCUUGUUGCUGUUCAUAUGGUUCCAGUGUUGUGACGCAGACGGUUCAUUCUAGAGAAGAAACGAUUGACAGCAGCACUUCUACCCGUAACAGCAGUACUACGACCAGUAAAGUGACUAAAGGUAGCGGUAACAUAUUGGUAAGCAAAAGAGGGGAAGUACAUGGAGUGAAUUUGUAUGAAGGAAAUAGUAAUGGUGAUAAUAUGAGAAAUGAUGUUAUUUGGAACAUGGGAGAAAGUAAUGAGGAUAAUGUUGAAGUAGUACGAAAAUGUAAUUGUUGUUCUGUUUUUUGGAAAAAAAUGCAAAAUAUUUGUUGUCAACAUAUUUUUAUUCUCUAUCCUACACUACAAUGGCUCAUUCUUGUGUCUCUAUUUGUAAAAAUGAUUAUCUGUGCUCUACGUCUAGCCCAGUAUCGUGAUCUUGCCAUGUCAGCAGAUGCAUCUUUACAUGGUAAUAUUCAAAUUCUUUCAAUUGUACUUACUGUUUGUAUACGUUCUGUAAUAUUUGCUAUGCAACAGUUUGUUUGUAUAGGAUGGGGAUGCGCCUAUGAGGUUCCACCAACAAGAAAAACUGUGGUUGCAUCAUUUGCUUCUAUUAUGGGAUUCUCCGCUUUCGUACUCCAAAGUACCUGUGAAGGUAGUAGUAUGAUAUCAAUGUUUACUGACUUGGAUACUUUUAUGCAUCCAAAUACUCUUCGUUGUGCAACUAUACGCACUAUUUCUACCGCUGUUGAUUUAAUUGGAAGUUUAUUAAAUGUCUUCCAAAUAACAACUCUUAUGGCAACCAUAGGGCGUGCCGCUUCAACAGAGAAACUGUCUGGGAAAGAGAGUGUAUUUAAUGAUAAUAUGUUAUUGUAUUUACGCUAUCGUGGGAUGUGUGUGCCAUAUGCUGUAGGAAUUAUUGCUCCUCAGAUCAUAUUGAUUGCCUAUUCUAGGAGUAGCUUCUCGUUUGAUGAUUAUUAUGUUGAGACUGCGGUGAUAGAGUUUGUGCAAUGGUAUGCGUUGGCUUUUGUUCUCCUAUUUUUACGAAGAGAACCAAUGUUGUUUUGA